Molecule: messenger RNA, 864 nt
Organism: Rotaria sp. Silwood1
Lineage: Eukaryota; Metazoa; Rotifera; Eurotatoria; Philodinida; Philodinidae
Source: the annotation of a GenBank genome assembly
AUGGGUUGUAUAUGUGGACGACAAAGUGUAGUUAUACAAGGACAAAAAUUUCAUCUCAUACGACAAAUUGGCGAAGGAAGUUUCAGUUAUGUUUUUGAAGCUCGUGAUACAGCUGAUAAUCAUCUGUAUGCUAUUAAGAAAAUGUCAUGUCAUACAAACGAAGAAGAAAAACGUGCAAAAGAUGAAAUAGAAAAUUAUCAAAGAUUUUCACAUCCAAAUUUAGUUUCAUUACUUUAUCAUGAACAAAUGCAAUAUAAUCCAACUUCACAUAAUGGUUCACUUCAAGAUGCUUUUAAUAAACAAAUAAAAUUUACUACUCGUAUAUUACUUGAUUUAUUUUUAAGUGUAUGUGAAGGAGUUCGUCAAAUUCAUGAAAAACGAAUGGCUCAUAGAGAUUUGAAACCAAGUAAUAUUAUGUUAUUAAAUAAUUCUCAUGGUGUUAUAUUAGAUUUCGGUUCAAUGACACCGGCAUCAAUUUUAAUGACUACUAGAUCAGAAGCACAACAAUGGCAGGAUUGGGCAGAAGAAAAUUGUUGUGUACAAUAUCGUGCACCGGAAUUAUUUCAUAUUGAAACAAAUUCUUUAAUUACUGAAAAGACUGAUAUUUUUUCUCUUGGUGGAAUUCUUUAUGCAUGUUGUUUUGGUAAAGGUCCAUUCGAUGAUGUUUAUUCAAGAGGAGAUAGUGUUGCUUUAGCAGCUGCAAGUGGUCGUAUUGAAUUACCAGUUCAAUCGACAACUUAUCCAUCUAGUAUAAUUGAUAUAAUGCUUGCAAUGCUUCAAACAGAACCUAAUCGACGGCCAUCAAUUACUGAAAUUAUUGAAAAUAUUUCUAAUGCAUCUCGUUUAGUUAUGAAUAUUGUUUAA